UUUUUCCUCAUACGACUAUGUUUAGUAAGCGACAGAAAGAAGUACGAGAUCGGGCUAGAGCAAGCCUCGAAGAUAUUAUCGCCACCGUCCAUAGAUCUCUUGAAACUUUCGUUAUCCUUACGACUUUACUCUCCCAUAGUGCAGUUAUUUCAGCAGAUCGCCUCGGACUAUGCAAUGCCGUGCAGAGCAUUUUUCGACAUUCAUGGCAUGAGAGGGUGUGAUGUCGAGGGACUUGAAAGUGCCCUGAAAUCCGCUCAUGAAAGAGACAUCCCGCCAUUACUCUCCAUUGAUCAUGAGCUUAAUAUUGGGGAAGGAGCGGAAGUGGUCGCAGUGAUCUACGGGGAGAUCGGUACGCAGGAGUGGUUGCAACUUCAUUCCAAAACAGUCGAAUUGGCCUCUGCACAAAGGAUUCGAUACGUUUUGAGGCAUUACAAGCCUACUGGAACUCACAUCGCUAAAGUUUCAUUGUCGGGAUAUGGAGUAGAGUUGGCUAUCAAGAACACCGAGUACAAAGCUGUCGAUAUUGGUGCGAAAAAGAAAAAGGAUAGCCAUGACGAGGAGAAUUUCCACGGUUUCAAUAUCAAGCUACUCAAGUAG
This is a messenger RNA of Cooperia oncophora, 597 nucleotides long. Lineage: Eukaryota; Metazoa; Nematoda; Chromadorea; Rhabditida; Trichostrongylidae. The record is from the annotation of a GenBank genome assembly.